GUGGAGCAGCCAAGAUGGAGCCGGCAGCCGGCGGCCCCGGCCCGCUGAUCAUGAACAACAAACAGCCCCAGCCGCCACCACCUCCGCCACCCGCAGCCGCGCAGCCUCCACCCGGAGCCCCGCGGGCCGGCGGAGGCCUCCUGCCCGGGGGCAAAGCCCGGGAGUUCAACCGCAACCAGCGCAAAGACUCGGAGGGCUACUCCGAGUCCCCAGACCUCGAGUUUGAGUAUGCUGACACAGACAAGUGGGCUGCAGAGCUCUCGGAGCUUUACAGCUACACGGAAGGGCCAGAAUUCCUGAUGAACCGAAAAUGCUUUGAGGAAGACUUCCGGAUCCACGUAACGGACAAGAAAUGGACCGAGCUGGACACCAGCCAGCACCGUACGCAUGCCAUGAGGCUCCUGGAUGGCUUGGAAGUCACCGCCAGGGAGAAGAGGCUCAGGGUGGCUCGGGCGAUCCUCUACGUUGCCCAAGGCACCUUCGGGGAGUGUGGCUCAGAGGCAGAGGUGCAGUCCUGGAUGCGCUACAACAUCUUUCUGCUCCUGGAGGUGGGCACGUUCAAUGCCUUGGUGGAGCUUCUGAAUAUGGAGAUAGACAACAGUGCGGCCUGCAGCAGCGCAGUGAGGAAGCCGGCCAUCUCCCUGGCUGACAGCACAGACCUGAGGGUACUGCUCAACAUCAUGUACCUGAUUGUGGAGACCGUUCACCAGGAGUGUGAGGGCGACAAGGCCGAGUGGAGGACCAUGCGACAGACCUUCAGGGCCGAGCUGGGUUCCCCCGUGUACAACAACGAACCGUUUGCCAUCAUGCUGUUUGGGAUGGUGACCAAAUUUUGCAGCGGCCAUGCCCCUCACUUCCCAAUGAAGAAGGUUCUCCUACUUCUCUGGAAGACAGUGUUGUGCACUCUUGGCGGCUUUGAGGAGCUGCAGAGCAUGAAGGCUGAGAAGCGCUCCAUCCUGGGCCUCCCCCCACUGCCCGAGGACAGCAUCAAGGUGAUCCGCAACAUGAGGGCUGCCUCUCCGCCGGCAUCUGCCUCGGACCUGAUUGAGCAGCAGCAGAAGCGGGGCCGUCGGGAGCACAAGGCGCUGAUAAAACAGGACAACUUGGAUGCCUUCAACGAGCGGGAUCCGUACAAGGCUGAUGACUCUCGAGAAGAGGAAGAGGAGAAUGAUGAUGACAACAGCCUGGAGGGGGAGACGUUCCCCCUGGAGCGGGACGAAGUGAUGCCUCCUCCGCUGCAGCACACUCAGAGCGACAGGCUUACCUGCCCCAAGGGGCUCCCAUGGGCGCCCAAGGUCAGAGAGAAAGACAUUGAGAUGUUCCUCGAGUCCAGCCGUAGCAAGUUUAUAGGUUACACUCUAGGCAGUGACACGAACACGGUGGUAGGGCUGCCCAGGCCAAUCCACGAAAGCAUCAAGACUCUGAAACAGCACAAGUACACGUCGAUUGCAGAGGUACAGGCACAGAUGGAGGAAGAGUACCUUCGCUCUCCUCUCUCGGGGGGAGAAGAGGACGUGGAGCAAGUUCCUGCGGAAACCCUGUACCAAGGCUUGCUCCCCAGCCUGCCUCAGUACAUGAUUGCGCUGCUGAAGAUCCUGUUGGCCGCCGCCCCCACCUCGAAAGCCAAAACCGACUCGAUCAACAUCCUGGCAGACGUGCUGCCUGAGGAGAUGCCCACCACGGUGUUGCAGAGCAUGAAGCUGGGGGUGGAUGUGAACCGUCACAAAGAGGUCAUUGUUAAGGCCAUUUCUGCUGUCCUGCUGUUGCUGCUCAAGCAUUUUAAGUUGAACCACGUCUACCAGUUUGAAUACAUGGCCCAGCACCUGGUGUUUGCUAAUUGCAUCCCUUUGAUCCUCAAGUUCUUCAAUCAAAACAUCAUGUCCUACAUCACCGCCAAGAACAGCAUCUCUGUCCUGGAUUACCCCCACUGCGUGGUGCAUGAGCUGCCGGAGCUGACCGCUGAGAGUCUGGAAGCAGGUGACAAUAACCAGUUUUGCUGGAGGAACCUCUUUUCUUGCAUCAAUCUGCUUCGGAUCCUGAACAAGCUGACAAAAUGGAAGCACUCGAGGACAAUGAUGCUAGUGGUGUUCAAGUCGGCCCCCAUCUUGAAGCGGGCCUUGAAGGUGAAACAGGCCAUGAUGCAGCUCUACGUGCUGAAGCUGCUCAAGGUGCAGACCAAGUAUCUGGGGCGGCAGUGGCGGAAGAGCAACAUGAAGACCAUGUCCGCCAUCUACCAGAAGGUGCGGCAUCGGCUAAACGAUGACUGGGCGUAUGGCAAUGAUCUUGAUGCCCGGCCCUGGGACUUCCAGGCAGAGGAAUGUGCCCUCCGUGCCAAUAUCGAACGCUUCAAUGCCCGGCGGUAUGACCGAGCCCACAGCAACCCUGACUUCCUGCCUGUGGACAACUGUCUGCAGAGUGUCCUGGGCCAGCGGGUGGACCUCCCUGAGGACUUCCAGAUGAACUACGACCUCUGGUUAGAAAGGGAGGUCUUCUCCAAGCCCAUCUCCUGGGAGGAGCUGUUGCAGUGAGGCUCCUGCACAGGGGACUGACCGAAAAGGAAAGGAGGGCUGAUCUGGAGGUGCCCCAGGGGCUGUCCCAGUUCAUUGCCGCAGUGCUCCCACCUCCCUCCAGGUGGCAGCACAGCCCCACUGCGCCCUCCUGAGGCCUCGCUGGGCUUGUGGGGGAGUCCAGAUUUGGCCCUUCGUUCAUUCCCGGCGUCCUGCUCAGAGCCGUCAGCUCUCUGCUUGGGAUCCUCUCUUCCUUCACUCCUUCCCACCCUCUCCUCUUGGACAUGGUUGGUUGCAGCUCAUUUCUUAGUCAGCCCAAGGCCGGGAAAAGCCAAGAUGGGCUGGGAAGCCAUUGCAUCUGAAUGGCAGGGGUCGCACUGAGACUCUUCUGAGACACAACGAAUCCUUGGCACGUCAGCUGGCCAAGGAGGGAGGGCUUAGGAUUAGGGCCAGGGCUAGGAAGUCGGACUCUUGGUUUUGCUUUGGGAGGUUUCUGGUGUCAUUCCAGGCUCCUGCUAAGUUUCAUCCAGAGGCAAUUGCAGAGGCUCCAACAGCUGCCUCAGUGCUUUGAUCUUGGACAGGGUUAGGAAGAGAAGCCGCCCUUAACCAGAGGUGCCAUUUUUCCUCUUGGUUUGCAAGGGUCUGUAAAUACCUAUAUAUAAAUCUCUGUAUUCUCUUGUGUCACGUGGGGGUUUUUCACGUGUUUGUGUAUUUGGUUUACAUUAAAAGGAAGUAAAAACGAC
This is a messenger RNA of Hyaena hyaena (striped hyena), 3250 nucleotides long. It is a transcript of the gene STRIP1, whose product is annotated as striatin interacting protein 1. The record is from RefSeq and is a predicted model, not a curated record. Gene Ontology annotation, cellular component: cytosol. Bases 15 to 2528 code for a protein of 837 amino acids. Gene Ontology annotation, biological process: cytoskeleton organization. NCBI's taxonomy places the organism in Eukaryota, Metazoa, Chordata, Mammalia, Carnivora, Hyaenidae. The transcript has 21 exons.